Molecule: messenger RNA, 9388 nt
Organism: Ixodes scapularis (black-legged tick)
Lineage: Eukaryota; Metazoa; Arthropoda; Arachnida; Ixodida; Ixodidae
Product: E3 ubiquitin-protein ligase HECW2
Biological process (GO): regulation of dendrite morphogenesis
Molecular function (GO): protein binding; ubiquitin-protein transferase activity
Source: RefSeq, a predicted model, not a curated record
UGGCCGACGUUGAGUUGCGGGAGUGAUGCUCUGUGCGGUGAAUUUGUGGUGAUUAUGCUCCGUGGCGCUUUUUAGGAUUCUUGUGCAAGAAGGCGUUGUCCGUUGCGAUGAGCGGCGACGGAAUCGCUCCGCUGCAAUGGCAGGGGGCGCGUGCCGUCGCCGCCGGCCGGCCAUGAUCGCCGAUCGGGGCCCCCUCCACGCGGCCGGCAGUGGGCUCCGACUUUCAGCCGCCACCCCGGCCCCCGUGGCGCCCUCGCCACACCAGCAGCAGCAGCCGCCGGUGCCCCGCAGGGGCACGGGGUCGGUGAGCACGGGUUCGUCGCCGCCUCCCCCUGCGCCGGCAGAGGCCCCCGGCGUGCCGCCCCGGCGCCUUCCCGCACUACAGGGGCGCUCCAGCCUGAGCGUGUCGCGGUCCCAGUACGUGCUGGGACGCACGGAGGCCCCGCUGCUGGUCAGCUGGGACAUCCGGGAGGAGGUCUCCAAAGAGGACUGGAUUGGCCUGUACCGCACGGAUGAGACGGAUCCUCUGCAUUUCCUGGAGCACAAGAACAAGCGAUGCCUGAGCAACACUGUCAAGGGGCAGGUCCUUUGGAGCAUAGACUGCAAGGACGCUUUUACCGAAGAGAGGACCAAUGUGUGUUUCCGCUACUACCACGGCCCUACGGGUACCCUGAGGGCCGUGAGCCCGGUGGUGACCGUCUGCAGGUCAGCCGACACCACUGGAAUCGUGAACGGCCACGGGUCCGAGGUCCUGGUCGGUUACUCCUCGCAGCAGAUACCGAUGGAGAUGGUCAAGUUCUAUUUGACCAACCUGCAUGCCCGCAACCUGAAGAAGGGGAUGUUCUUCAGCCCGGACCCGUACGUGAAGAUGGGCAUCCAGCCGGGCCUGGGGGACGGGGUCCUGCUGCUGCCCCACCACGGCCAGAUCUGCCGCACAGGGGCUGCCGAGUCCACCGUCCAUCCGUCCUGGCCGGGGCAGUUUGAGUUUAUCGGAUACCCGUCGGACGUGCUCGAGUUUGAGGUCAAGGACAAGUUUGCCCGGAGCCGCCCCAUCAUUGGCCGCUUCCUGGGCAGGCUCGUGGUGCGCAUCUGGGACCUGCUGGACCGAUGCUCCGGGGGCGUACCGAUGGAGCUCAGCUACACUCUGUCCAACAAGACACCACCCGAGCACAUGACGGGCCAACUCUUCUUCACUUUUGUACUGGAACAUGGGCCAGUGGACCCGUGGACCCACAUCCGCCAAGUCCACAAUCCGAUCUACGUGUCGGACGUCCCGCCGGACCCCUGCCCUUCCAGCCCCCCGUCCUCCGAAGUGCCUCCCCCUCCGCCUUCCACCCUGCACCAGCCGCCGCUCACCGCACGAACGACCUCCCUCCCCAACGGGAGCGGCCACCACGCCCCUCCGACCUCCUCCUCCUCUUCCUCGUCCUCCUCCACCUCCUCGGCAGGAGAUCCGGAGCCGGCCCCACGGCGGGACGCCGCACGGAGUCGCAGCGUCCGCUCCAACAGCGAGCACGGCCUCCACUCACCGGGGGCGGCCCCCCAGGCGGCCUCGCGGCGCCUCUCGCAGACGCCGCGACCUCCCACGAAUGCAUCGUCGUCGUCCUUCGUGAACCUUGAGUACAUGCUGCAGCGGGAGGCCGUCCCCGGGACCGGCGCGGACUUGCCGCCGCCGCUGCCUCCAAAGCAGAAGGGUAACCCCCGGCGGCAUCACCAUCAUCAUCGUCACCGGCCGUUGGAGAGGUCGCGCGCGUUGGAUGUGGCGAGGUCGACGACGGAGGAGGUGACUUCUUCGUCGUGGAAGCACGCGAGACACCGGGAGGCGGGCUCACCGGGACCGGGCACGGGGGGUGAGGCCGUCGACUCGGACGGGAGCUCGGCAAGCUUGGCAUCUUCAAGUGCAGCGUCCCCGACAGCGACGACCGGCGAGGAAGAGGCGAGCCCGCCCCCAACGCUGCCCCGGAGGACGGCGAGACCCGCCGUGCUCCAGACAACGUCGGGCGAAGCGGGCACCGUCGGCAGCGGGAGCGCAAGGGCGGCGCCCCUGGCGACUCCGGAGCAGGACUCGUCGCUCCAGGAGGGGGCACCCUCCUCCCUGGAGAACCUGAGCGGGGUCCUGGACGCCCUGGACUCGGACGAGGAGGUGGGACGGGCCGAGGACGAACGGUCGGCGUGCGACUUUGACCGCGCCAACAGCGAGCCGGCCAACCUGGAGUUCGACGCCGGGGGCGUCGCGUCCCCUUCGGCCGGAGACGAGGACAACAGCCCCUCUCCCGCGCCAGGGGGCAGCCGGGGGGCCUCGCCGCAGCAGUCGUCCCUGGGGGACUCAUCCGUGGACGCUUCGUCGUCCCAGACGCUGAGCGCGAGCGAGGAGGAGGAAGAGGACAACGCGGAGGCGAGGAACUUCGAGUGUCGAGAGCAGUCGUCGCAGCGCAGACGGCGUCAGACGCCGCAGCGAUGCCACUCGGACUCUGAGUGCUCGUUCCCACGCCCACGCCGGCAGCACAACCGCCACAGCCACCACCAGGCGCACCACCGGAGGCGGCAGCUGGGAGCCGAGGCCAGGCCAGAUCCCCCGAGGUUGGACCCCUCGUCGAGGGCUGCCUUCGUGUUCCCCGUGGAACAGUCCGGCUGCCUGGCGUCGUCCGGCAGCGUGCCCCUGCUGCUGCCCUACAGCCAGAGCGACCACGGCAGCCUGUCCCUGGGUCCCCCCGAGGAGGCGUGCCCCUUGGGGCCCCGGGGGGCCCUUUCCCGCAUGCGCAUGGGCCCCGAGGAGUACGGCAGGCUCCUCCCCGUGGGCGACGGACUCGUCCUGGCGAGUGUGUCAAGCAACAGAACUUCCACUGUGGAGCCAUCCCCCGCUGCGUCGUCGGUUGCCACCCUGAUGAACGUGCAGCCGCAGCAGCACAGCAACACCACCCGGCUGCCUUCCAUACCGGAGCGUACCAUCCGCUACCAGCGCGUCGAGCUCGAAGAACCGUUACCCCCCCAUUGGGAGGCCCGCAUCGACAGUCACGGACGCGUCUUCUACAUUGACCACCUGAACCGCACCACCACGUGGAACCGGCCCUCUCUCUCGCAGCCCGUCAGUGUCGUCGCCUGCAACGAACUCCAGCGGCAACAGUUUGACCGCAGGUAUCAGAGCAUUCGACGCACAAUGACGCCACGCAUGACGGCCGCGGCUGCGGAACGAGCUUCGGCUGCCGCGGCGGCUGCGGCGGCAGCAGCGGCGGCUUCAUCUCCGGUGGCGACGUGUGCCGUGGGCAUGGCCGCGGCCUCCCCUCCGCCUCCUCCGCCCCCAGCAAUCGAGGAGGUUGUCCCUGGGAGCUGUUCCUCGGUGGCGCCCUCUGCACCCCCGGCUCCGGCCCCGGCUCCAGUGACACCGAGUGCCGACAGCCUAAGGGCGCUGUUGCGGUCGCCCGCAGUUCGCUUUGUUACGCGCUCCGACUUCUUCAACGUGCUGCACAUGAACGACGAUGCCUUGGCUGCUUACAAUAGAAGCUCUUCCUUGAAACACAUGAUCGCCAAGAUCCGGCGAGAUUCCGCCAAUUUCGAGAGGUACCAACAUAACCGGGACCUUGUCAGCCUGCUGAACAAAUUUGCCGACAGGGGAAGAGAACUGCCUCGUGGCUGGGAGACAAAGCUAGACCGCACGGGAAAGCAAUUCUUCAUCGACCACACGGCGCGGAGCACGACGUUCAUCGACCCCCGGCUACCCAUGGACGUGCCCUACUUGAACCCGAGCCGACUGGUGGUGCCUUUGGCCAGGAGGCGCAGCCGCAGUGCAGGGGAGGACGACCGGGCAGAGGCCGCUGCCAGGGCCGGAGGAGCGACGGGGGGCCCCGUUCCCCCUCCCCGGCCCCCGGCGAGCACGGCGGGGGGCGCGUCCGGGGUGGCGGGCGGGGGCGGCAGCGUGCCCACGGCGUACAACGACAAGGUGGUGGCCUUCCUGCGCCAGCCCAACAUCCUGGACAUCCUGAGGGAGCGCCACCCGGCCAUCGCCUCCAACGCCGCCCUAAGGGACCGCGUCCACUGCAUACGCGCCGACGGGACCGCCGCCCUCGGAAGGCUCUCGCACGACCUCGACCUCACCAUCCUGCUCAGCCUGUUUGAACAGGAGAUCAUGUCAUACAUUCCGGCCCAGUACACCUCUGGGAGCAGUUCUAGUCAUCGCUCACCAAGAGAUUCUCCGCAGCCUUCGCCACAGGCCUCCCCAGGACUUCAAAGGGCCAACGUUCGAGCGCCUGCCCCUUACCGACGGGACUUUGAGGCCAAGCUGCGGAACUUCUACCGCAAGCUGGAGUCCAAGGGCUAUGGUCAGGGCCCCAGCAAAUUAAAACUAAACAUCCGUCGGGAUCACCUACUCGAAGACGCAUUCACAAAGAUAAUGGCUGCGUCCAAGAAAGACCUCCAGAAGUCGAGGCUUUACAUAGGAUUUGCAGGAGAAGAAGGGCUGGACUAUGGGGGCCCCUCCCGGGAGUUCUUCUUCCUGCUCUCGCGGGAGCUGUUCAACCCGUACUACGGCCUGUUUGAGUACUCAGCCAACGACACGUACACGGUGCAAGUGAGCCCCAUGGCAGCCUUUGUGGACAACCAGCACGAGUGGUUCCGGUUCAGCGGGCGGGUGCUGGGCUUGGCCCUGGUGCACCAGCACCUGCUUGACGCCUUCUUCACCCGGCCCUUCUACAAGGCCCUGCUCAGGCUGCCCUGCUCGCUGAGCGACCUGGAGUACCUGGAUGCGGAGUUCCACCAGUCGCUGGUCUGGCUGAAGGAGAACGACAUCAGCGACAUGGGCCUGGAGCUGAGCUUCUCGGUGGUGGAGGAGGUGGCCGGCCACGUGCUAGAGCGGGAGCUCAAGCCGGGCGGGCGCUCCCUGCCCGUGUCGGAGCGCAACAAGAAGGAGUACAUCGAGCGCAUGCUCAAGUGGCGCCUGGAGCGGGGCGUUGCCGACCAGACGGAGUGCCUCGUCAGGGGCUUCUACGAGGUCGUCGACUCUCGUCUGGUAUCCGUCUUCGACGCCCGAGAGCUGGAGCUGGUGAUCGCGGGGACGGCAGAGAUAGACACGGCGGACUGGAGGAAAAACACUGAGUACCGAUCGGGCUACCACGACGGCCACCCCGUCAUCCAGUGGUUCUGGCUGGCCAUUGAGAAAUUUGACAACGAGCGUCGCCUGCGGCUGCUCCAGUUUGUCACGGGCACCUCGAGCAUCCCGUACGAGGGCUUCGCCGCGCUGCGCGGCAGCAACGGGCCGCGCAAGUUCUGCAUCGAGAAGUGGGGGAAGCCCACCAGCCUGCCCAGAGCUCACACCUGCUUCAACCGUCUGGACCUUCCUCCGUACACGUCCUUCGACAUGCUGUACGAGAAGCUGCUGCUGGCCGUCGAAGAGUCCAGCACCUUCGGCAUCGAGUGAAGGCCGAAACAAAGGAGACCGAUAGUUCUACCACUGGACACCCAGAGCGUCGUCGUCGUUGUCUCGGUGUCCGGAAGUCGAGCCGAGCCGGCAUCACGAGCCACGCUGCCCCAACGAGGCGGCCCGUCCCCCAGAGCUGCCUCUCUGCCACGUGUGUGCCAGCCAAACUUUGUACGUGCCGGACUGCUAGCUGUGCGCCGUUCCCAUCCAUGCCGACCAAGACGACAAUCCCGGAGGCAUGGAUGGCGACUUCUGCUGCCUUUCCCCAUUUCGUCCCGCGGCUACGGUUUCCGUAUAUUUAUUCCAGUCCCUUUUUUCCGCGGCGCUUCUGCGUUUACGGCUCCAGGGCUGCUUUGCCAAAUACAAUUUGUCGACCGUUUUCUUUUUUUUUUUUAAGGAUGUCCCACGUGCUGUUAUGAGCACGAGGAAGUUACGACUUGUGUUGCUUAUAUGCAAUUGCGGGACAAACACCAUGGCAAUCACCGGUUUUUCUUGCACCAAGAAACUGGCGUCUCGCAAGCAAGUAGCGUAGUCUCCAAGCCGCAAGCCUUCCUCGCCGCGCCCCGGAAACAGCGCGACGCGAGGCGGCCGCUUCGGGUACGGCGACUGUCAUACAUGCGCGGUGGGCACGGUCACACCCAAGUACCACGGUGGGAAGGAGCCAAAUGAAACGGAGCUCGGUCUGUGCAUGGGAGGAAUCACCCUGGUGUCCUUAUUGUUUUUGUAUUUUUUCUCGCCUCGCUGAAAUGCACGAGAAUAGAAUCGUGUCAAGGCGGUGCGUCCGAUGUUCCUUUGCAUUUGCGUCCCACGCUGCCGACUUUGAAGGGUCAAUCGAUUCGAGGCGAGGUGUUGCAUUUUUGCCAGGUAUUGUUCAUAGUAGUAGUUACGACGAGUCCUUUAACAUAUUUAUUCUUUCGGUUUCUCCCUCAGGACACAAACGGGUGUAGUAGCAUAUUAGUCGAUUAACAGUUCCCCCUAUUUAUUUUUGACGCUGCCACAAAACGGAAUCUACCGUGUUUUCCUGUCUUUGUUUUCUUUUUUGUAUUUGAAUUAAUAUUUGCAGAUAUUUAGGAAGUAUUUGGUUGUUAUGAAAGUAUAGUGUUUUCUAACACGUUGUCCAUUAUAUUUUAUUGCUGCUCCUUGUUGUGGUACAACUGCAACAAUUUUUUUUUUUUGGUGUGUCGCUAAUGUAGUCGCGUUUGCUGAAGCCUUCGUUGUUGUGUCCAGCUUUGUGAUAGGUGCGACAGAGAGCAGUAAGGAGUUCCCUACAAACCACUUCUCAUUCCAGACAGCAGGAAGCUUGUUGCAAGCAAACGUCUGUCUUUCAUUUAGCAUGCGUUAUGACAAUUUGUAUAUGUUAUGUGUACAAACUUUAGACUGUUUUUUUUUUUUCUUUUUAGAGGGGGGGGGGGGGGGGGGGGGGGAGAAAGAAAGGAGAAGGAGAGACUUGUCGUACAGCCUGUUUGUAAUGGGGUAUUUGAAUCACUGGUGUACAGCUUUUGAGAUUUGGGUGUUUUAAUUAUUGCCUCCUGGGUGCCCUCUUUUGUGCAUAACUUUGACUCGUGUUGUUUUCAAGGAUGCCGGGAUUAAUGAUUCCCGAAAACAAAAUAUCCUUGCGAAAGGAGAUACAUUUAGACAAGGUGUUUUUUUCACCGACAGCGUUUGCCCCUGUACAACUAUGCUCGGCUUCCCAUUGUGCCACCUGUCGAAAAUGAGGAAUGGCCGAUCCAUUACUGCAUGGAAGACAGAAGGUCAGCUAAAUUGGCAAGCUUUCUGUGAAGUAGAAUCGCUGCCGACUGUAUGACAAUGAUGAAAUUACGGGAUAUUCACUGCAGGGUCACAUUUUUUUAUGGAAAUUAUGCUUUGCAGAUGUGUGCAAAGGAAAGAGAGUUCCCGAGAAAAGAGAACAGUUUUUUUUGGCCCGGGUAAAUAAACUGUGCAUCGCACGAAGCUCAAACUUCAUGAGAGUGUGACCCCAGGAGUUUGGAUAUUACACGAAAGUUUGAAAACACGACUCUACCUUGAUCCAAAGAUAAUUGAGCCGACAACCACCUAAGCCUAAUAUCGUCAAAACAAGAAAGGACACUGUGGGCACAUGAAGCAUCUAUUUCAGUGAACAAAACUUCUCAGCAAGAAAGACUAUAUUGUUUUCUUUCUUGCUGACAAGUUGUGUUUCACUAAAAAAGAUAGAACAGGUGCAAACAGUGUCAUUUCUUAAUUUCACAAUAUUAGGCUUAGCUGGGCAUCGGCCCAUAAACAAAUUUUGUUUUUUCUCAAUUAUCUUUUGACCCAGGUGACGUUAUUUUCUCAAACUUUAACGUUCUAUCCCAAUUGUUAGCAUUACAUUCUCACGAAGUUUGCGCUUUCUGCUAUGCAUAGUUUAUUUACUUGAACCAAAAAACUUGGUUCUCAUCUCUUGGAGACUCCCUGUAGUUAAUGCUACUACCAAUUUCAAAGGAUGUCUAAUUUAUUUUUAGCCUUGGGUCAACUGACUUCAAAUUUUCACUGCCUUUAUGCGCAAACCUCAGAAGAAAGGUCACAGACGGAAGUCUUGUAGCAUGACUGCUGCUUGAGUUCGGUGAAGCCUUUUUGUUAGUUUGCUUUUUAUUCCUGUGAAUUAUAAUGGCCGGUUUUAUACUGAGUGAGAAAUGCUAUCUACUGCCAUGAAAAAAAAAACUUGUUCACCCGGUGUCAUUGAUCAGUUGUCACUGUUUUUAACCUUUUAUUUUGUUGGUGUUGUCUGCCUGUUUUAUUAUUUUAAGUUUUUGCCUUGUAGGUUUCGAAAAUGACCCCUAACAAAUGACGCAUUUCAAGCUUUGUCUUCGCUGCUGCGACGAAAGACUUGAGAAACUCGGCAUAAUAUUUAGUGUGACACUCCCCAACAAAAAUAUCAUUGUUUGUGAAUGCAAAGUUUGUUGAUGCGGCAAACCUUCUGUGGUUCCGAACAAAGCUACCACCGCUGAGUGGUGCAUCUCACACUCGGAGGGACUCGCAGUCAUUCCUCCAUUGUCUACUUGGUUGCACUUUGGCGAGGCUGGAGCACAGUCAAUACAAACCAUGUCACAUAGGGCUCAGAAGUGCAUGGUUUGAACCAUUGGAAUUUGUUUCUUGGUGCAUGGUGCCGCAGCUGAGUGCCGGGAUGAAGUUGGACUGUGUAUACCAUAACAGAAGUUUUAAAAUGAGAUCUUGGCUGAACCGAAAAUGUACGAGAGAUCUGUUCUGUGGUGGCACCUUGCUGAGGCAAUAGGCCCAUCUGGUUACAAAACAUGCUUCAUGGUAGCAGGUAAUUGCUGUUUUGAGCAAGGUACAAAUUUCGUUUAUGCUUUUCCUUAGCCUACGAAAACAACUCUAGUUUGAAUGCCAUAUUCGCAACGUCGCCGUUGAACCAAUGAAAGUUACUUUGCGCCAGAUUACCAGUGCGCCACAAAGAAAUUUGGAAAUUAGUGCACUCCACACAAAGUGUUGCCGGUUCCUUUGUGACGCCCUGUCGACGACAGGAUGCAAGGCUUCGUGGCGUGUUCUAGCAUUCCCAGGAGACUUUGUACGAACCCAGGCAUUUCCAGGCUCGCUCGCUCCCUCUCGCAGCCCAGCAGUAGUCGCCAGUGGCGGCUUGCAGUGAUAACCGCUUCGCAUUCUCGGAUGGCUGCUGCUUUCUUGCGGCCCUCCUUUUCUAAGCCACGGAGUAUUUUGGUAUACGAAAAACAAAACAGGAAAAGUGGCGACGCUGAGAUGGCUGCCCUCUUCUUUGCCCGCUGAAGGGGUGAGCGUAUGCUCCGUUCCUUUUUGCACAUGCGGCGGGUUUUCGACGGGCGGGUAAAGUUGCACACGGCUUUUUGUACAAACGACAUGUGUACGCACGGAUGCGCCCAUGCACACGCAAAGUGGGCACGACUGUACAGUGAAUGAAUGAAACGGCAAUGCUCCUGUAUAUUAUAGAGCAAUAAAAAAAUGGGUUCGCAAGCCAAGGAGUUUUGGUGA